AUGGAUGCCCCGUCCUUACCUUUCAAGAGUCGAGUGCUCGAAUCGCGAGAUAAUGACCGCGAUGCGGAUCGCAAGCCAACCCCUGCCGCUCUACUUCCAGCGUCCUAUCGCUCGAAGCGCGAUCAUAUAAUCGUCCCACACGCGGAAUCGGACUUCCUCUCGCAAGAUCUCCUCGUCGACAGAUUAAAUAAUAUCCAGGACUGGCUCUGGAUCUGCGGGCGGCCGAUGCCCCCGCGACCAAUACGUGAGUCCCCGACGCGUCCCCAUUUCAAAACUCUCAUAUGCCCACUGCUGUCUCCGAGCUGUACUAGAAAUCACCAGAUCCUCAUCUCGCGAGACAUCACCGUUACCGAAAACCCGGAGCUCCACCUCGUGUGGGCGAAGAACCGCAUCUUCCUGAAGCCCAUCCCGCCCUACCUCCUAGACCCGAAUUUCUGGGCGGCCCACAUCGUCCGCGACCGCAAGCUGGCCGAGUGCGCGCGGGGCUUCCUGUUCUCGUAUACGGCGCUCGUCGCAUACCCGAGCGACUUCGCCAUCGCCAGGGAGAAGGGCCUGCUGCCCGAGGAGGUCACCUGGGCGGCGUGGCAGGAGUUCGUCGGCGAGAUGCUGCAGGGCCACUGCUACGCGUCGAUCAACCCGCGGUACUGGUACGGCGAGCUGCGGCUGAGCCGGCUGAACCUGGUCUACCGGCUGGGGAUGGGGUCGGCGCUGCGGGGGUACUCGCGGGUGGCGGCGCACAUGGUGUACGCGGACCUGCUGCGGGACAACUUCGCGGCGCUGGCGACGGUGCUGGGGUACGUGGUGAUCGUGCUGACGGCGAUGCAGGUGGGGCUCGGCGUCGAGCGGCUGCAGGCGGACGAGGCGUUCCAGAACGCGAGCUACGGCUUCACCGUGUUCUCCAUCAUCGCGCCGCUCGUCGCCGGCGCCUGCAUCUUCGUCGGCGUCCUCGCCAUAUUCGCGAGCAACUGGGUCGCCACCAAGCACUACGAGGCCCGGCGCUUCCGCGAGAUGGGCGUCGAGCCCUUCUGGAGGGCGGCGACGUCGCCGGCGCCGGCGCCGGGAGAGGGCGCGACGGCGAUGCUGGCGGGGAAGAGCACGAGGGUGGAGUCAACCGGCCCGAGUGCGUGA
Messenger RNA from Durotheca rogersii, 1128 nucleotides. RefSeq lists its product as uncharacterized. NCBI's taxonomy places the organism in Eukaryota, Fungi, Ascomycota, Sordariomycetes, Xylariales, Xylariaceae. The coding region runs from base 1 to 1128 and encodes 375 amino acids. The record is from RefSeq and is a predicted model, not a curated record. The transcript has 3 exons.